AAGCAUGCAUAUGAGAAGUUGAACAAGUGUGAUAUUUACCAAGGAAGCUGGGUUUACGACGAUUCUUAUCCUCUUUAUGAUUCAAGUCUCUGCAACUUCAUAGAGAAUGCGUUCAAUUGCCAAAAAAAUGGUCGACCCGACAAACACUAUCUCAAAUACAGAUGGCAGCCCUCUUCAUGCAAGUUACCAAGAUUUGAUGUCGAAGAUUUAUUGGAAAGAUUGAGAAACAAGCGCAUCAUGUUUGUUGGAGACUCGCUAAGUUUGAACCAGUGGCAAUCUCUCACAUGUAUGGUUCAUGCAGCCUCACCACAAUCUGAAUACACUAUUGAAAGAACAGGAAGCAUCUCUACAAUGAAAUUCCUGAGUCACAAUGCUUCUUUGAUGCUUCAACGCAAUGCGUUUCUUGUUGACAUUGUAGAAGAAAGACAGGGGUGGGUUUUGAAGCUAAACUCCAUUGAUCAUAAUGAUCAGAAAGCAUGGAAAGACUCUGAUGUAUUGAUUUUCAACUCAUGGCAUUGGUGGCUUCACACAGGAAGGAAACAACCGUGGAAUUUUAUUCAAGAUGGAGAUAAUUUACAUGAAGACAUGGAUCGCCUUGUUGCUUAUGAGAAAGCCUUGAAAACAUGGGCUCGAUGGGUAGACAAAAAUGUCGAUCCUACCAAAACCAAAGUGUUCUACCAAAGCUUUUCACCUACUCAUUGGAAUUCAACUGGUUGGGGGUACCCUGAAGGGAAGAAUUGCAGCAGCGAAACACAACCACUAAUAGCGCCACCGUAUCCAAGAAGCCGGCACCCGGCAGAACUGAUUGUGGAAAGAGUAUUGAGCAACAUGUCAAAGCCGGUCGGUUUGCUCAAUGUAACAGCAUUGUCACGGCUACGGAAAGAUGCACACCCAUCCAUAUAUGGCAUCGGAGGGCACCACGGCAUGGACUGCAGCCACUGGUGUCUAGCUGGAGUUCCUGAUACUUGGAACAAUCUUUUAUACGCUGAGCUCAUUCGAAUUUAG
Fragaria vesca subsp. vesca is the source of this 1005-nucleotide messenger RNA. RefSeq lists its product as uncharacterized. The transcript is spliced from 5 exons. Gene Ontology annotation, cellular component: Golgi apparatus. The record is from RefSeq and is a predicted model, not a curated record. NCBI's taxonomy places the organism in Eukaryota, Viridiplantae, Streptophyta, Magnoliopsida, Rosales, Rosaceae. Bases 238 to 1005 code for a protein of 255 amino acids. Gene Ontology annotation, molecular function: O-acetyltransferase activity.